UAUUGGCUCCGGGAUCUCUGUUUGAAAAUUAGGUUUUGACACACAAUGGCGAAGCACGGGGGUUAGUUUCUUUGCGCAAAGCAGAAUACGGCAUUUUUCUCACGCAGUUGUUUACAUUCGUAGCUAGUACUGCAGAUAGAUUUUACUACGACCCUGUUACUACUUGUUUUAGAAUAACAUUUGAUAUAAAAAAUAUAUAUAAAUACAUGUUUUUAGCGCACAAGUCUGUAUUGAGGUGCGUGACAUGGUGUUUUGAAAGCACCCGCUUUUGAAUGAAAUGCCAUCUCAUCGUGAUUCAAUGGCUGUCACUGCAGACAGUUGAGCGAAAACACUGGGAUGGCUAGUACCCUUUCAGACCAGCUAGAGGASGUACGAUGCCAUGCGGAAGCUUGUCUGUAUUCCACUGGCUCAGUGCUGGAGGUCCGUGCAGGAAUAUCAGCCAUGGCCAACAUACCCUUACCACCAUCGGUCAAAUACCGCUACAUUGCUGCGGAGACCAUGAUAAUUGAAAACGGCGUCAAUAACAACAGGAAAGAAACCAUAGGUUCCCUGCAGAGAUUGUCCACAGCACUGAACAUUCUGGAGAAGUAUGGCUGUAACCUCACCAGCUCCAGUAGGCCCAAGUACUGGCGUGCUGUCAAGCACAACAACCCUGUCUUCAGAGCAACAGUAGAUGCCAUUCAGGGAGGAAGGGCAGUGCUUUGUCUCUAUGGUUACUCCAAUCAGCAGCCAGACGGCCUGAGUUUCCCUGAUGAGGUCAUGGAGCCUGACAUUGAGAAGGUCGCAGCGGUCACCUUGGAGGUCAUGAGUCUACGCAUGGAACUGGACAUGCUCAUCAAGGAGGCUCACCCCCACCCAGAGUUCUUUGAGAGAAUUAUCCCAUCACUGAACCAACAGGAUGACUUCGGACCCAUUUCUGAUGCGGUAGCUAUUCCCUCCAGCCUCAGAGAGAGCCAGCCCCUGUACAUGUCUCUGGCUUCCCUGGCUCAGUCUCCCACUAGUGCCUUUCUUCCAGUACGGACCGCUAACGCCUCAACAUCCACCUCUAUCUCUACCAGACACACAGACAACUGCACUAUCUGUGCUAUAUUCCCAGUGGCUGCCCACUGUAACUCUUGUGUCCAAUGGCUGUGUACUGAAUGUGAUAGACUGUACCACUCCUCUGUAGAGCGAGCCAAUCACCACAGGACUGUCGUGACAUCCUCUAAAAUGCGAAAGACCCACAGCAGCUCCCUCCCGUCAUGGCACUGUACCCACUGCACCAGGGUCAACUCCAUCCAGGACAUACUGUGUGAGAUGUGUGAGAGGCCACGCCUGGCCUCCUCUGGCCCUGCUAAGGAUGAGUUCGCACAGCCUUUCACCAUCACUGAGUGGCAGUGUAAAAGCUGUACGGUGGUGAACGCGGGCAGUAGUAUCCUGUGUGAGGUGUGUGAGCGCCCCCGCCUGGCCACCAAGCCUCCGGCAACCCCCACACGCCCCCCUCCUACACCCAACCGGCCUGCUGCUCCGGUACUGGGUAUGCCAGGAGACCCAGACAGCCAGUGGAUGUGUCAGUUCUGUACUUACAUCAAUUACACUCCAGCAUCAGUGUGUGAGAUGUGUGACCUCCCCCGCCCCGAGCCCGCCAAAAUGCGAGUCAAACUCCACCCUCCAUCCCAGGUCAAAAGGGUCCCCGUGCUGUCCGUCAAACCCAAAGACCCACCCAUGGAGGACCCUCAUUUGAGGAGACAGAAACUGAUGAGAGAGGAGGGGCUAAAGCUGAUCCAGCUUAUUAGAGAUGGAGAGAAGAAAGGAGUGAGUCCAGAGGAAGUGUACACAGGCAUGCGCGUCUCCGGGGACGGAAACAUCCUUCCCUGUGAUUGGCUCAAAGCAGAGCUACCUCACUUGCUCGACCAGAUCUGUGCCACGGCCUCUUCGUCUCGAGCAGCAGACCUGAAGGCCGGACAGAACCAGAACGGUACUGGUACUGCAGAGGAUACAGGUGUGGAGGAGGAGCAGACCAGAGGGAGAGGAGUGACCCUGUCCAGGGCUGAGGCCAAGCUGGCCUGGCUGUCUGCAGGGGGAGACACUGAGAGAGCAGCGAAACAGGCUCUCAGAGACAGACACUCUAAGGUAAAGGAGCUGUGUUCUCUGGGGUUCACUGACGAGGUGCGGUGUCAGGAGGUUCUGAGGCAGAGCGAGGGAGAGGUGCGGGGGGCUCUGUCUCUGCUGCAGCGACCCCUCAUGGAGCCCUUCCACCAGCGCAUGUGGAGCGACCAACCUGAGCCACCCAUCGACAUCAACCACCCCGACAAACAGCGUGUGUGCCGGAGGCUGCUGGCGGUGUAUGACCUGCCCAGCUGGGGCCGCUGUGAGCUGGCCCUGUCCCUGCUGCAGGAGCGCACCGCCCCCUACUCCCUAGACGACGUGGUACAGGCCGUACGCGAGUCACAUGACCGAGACUUCAUCCGCCGGGUGCUGGCCAAAGAGUGCCCCAUCUGCCUGUCAGACUUUCCCCACAGCAAGAUGCAGUCUCUGACCUCCUGUCAGUGCUCGGUGUGCUGUGGCUGUUUCCAGCAGCACUUCACUAUCGCAGUGAGAGACAAGCACAUCAGAGACAUGGUGUGUCCCGUCUGCUGGGAACCUGACAUCAACGACCCUGAACACCUCAACAGCUACUUCUCCACCCUGGACAUCCAGCUGCGGGAAUGUCUGGAGCCGGAAGUGUAUGAUCUGUUUCAUAAGAAGCUGACUGAACAAGCCCUCAUCAAGGACCCCAAGUUCCUCUGGUGUAGUCAUUGUUCCUAUGGGUUCAUCUAUGAUGGAGACCAACUGAAGGUCACCUGUUUCCAGUGCAGGAACAGCUUCUGCGCACAAUGCAAGAAACCUUGGGAGUCUCAGCACGGUGGUCUGUCGUGUGAACGGUACCAGUCCUGGAAGAGAGAGAAUGACCCAGAGUACCAGAGGCAAGGCCUGGCCGGAUACCUGCGUGACAACGGCAUCACAUGUCCAAACUGCAGGUUCCAGUAUGCCCUGUCCAAAGGAGGCUGUAUGCACUUCAGCUGCUCCCAGUGCAGGUACCAGUUCUGCAGCGGAUGCAACAACCCCUUCCACACUACUUGUGCAGUGAUCCAUUGUAGUGUGACAGGCCUGCAUGCCCAUCACCCUCGAGACUGUCUCUUCUACCUGAGGGACUGGGAGCCUGGCAGACUACAAGCCCUGCUGCAGAACAAGGGUGUUGAGUUCAAUACUGACACCCCUCCAGGAACUCAAGCAGGUCUGUGCGGAGUGAUAGAGCAGAAGGAUGAGAGUGGGCAGCAGACGGACUCGGCCUGUGGGGCUCAAACUCAGCCUGGCCAUGCAGGACUGUGCGAGAAACACUACAGAGAGUACUUGGUGAGCCUCAUCAAUGGCCAUUCCAUCGACCCGGCCCCUCUCUUCAAUGCCAACGAGCUGGUGCUGGCCUGUCGGAGAUACCAAGUGGAUGACGCCCGGGGGGAGCUGGAGGACGAUGUGACGUACUAUACUCGAAUACUGGAGAAACUUAUUGAUGAAGUACCACUUGGAGACAAGGUUCCACGGAAGAAAUGAAAACGACUUGUUUGUUCGUUGAAGUGUGUUUAGUAUUGAGUGUUGGGAUUUUGGCUCAAUAGGCCAUCAAAUGUGUUUGCGUCAAUGUGACUGUUACACCACACAGCAGAAAGCUAUGCUUACAUCCCCAUUAUUGUGCUACAGUUAUUUAUGAAUCUAUAUUAGGGCUAAAUGCUCAGUUGCACAUUCAUUUAAAACAGAGAUGUAUGAGAGUGGGUGUGUGGGUGUGUGCAUAACAUUUCAAGACUGAUAACAGGGUUACAGCUUAAAUAACCAGUUAUAUUUAGAGGCAUCGCUUCAUUGCACACAGUCUGGAGGUGCAUGCUCUUAAAUGUAUAUUUCUGUCUGGGGAAAAAAUGAUAUAUAUUUAAACACCCAAUAAACCACUAGAUUUUCACACCAACUCGAAUCUAGCACACCUGAUUCUAAUAAUGAACUGGUUUAUAUGCUGAAUCAGGUUAGUUAAAACAGGUUGAGCCGAAAACCUGCAGGAGGGUAGAACUCCAGGAACGGGGUUGGAGAGCCCUGCAAUAAACCAAAAGAUCAAUCAUCCACUAUGGUUCUGUCAUGCUUUUUAUCCAAAAUGUUCCUGGUAUGCCUGCUGUAAGGGAGGUAGUUGUGUCCUCAGAGUAACUGCAGGGUUGACAUAGUUACUGGAAUUUUUUGGGGGGGAUUGGAUCAGUACAGCCCCAGAGGUAGGAUUCCGCUUCAAGACUGGACAUUUUGAAACUGGAGAUUGUUUCCCCUCCAGGUAUCAUUGUGAAGUAUUUCUACAGUAAAUAAAUCAUACACAAUCAUUAACAAUAAACUUCAGAUUUUACUUGAGA
Molecule: messenger RNA, 4397 nt
Organism: Salvelinus sp. IW2-2015
Lineage: Eukaryota; Metazoa; Chordata; Actinopteri; Salmoniformes; Salmonidae
Product: E3 ubiquitin-protein ligase RNF31
Biological process (GO): protein linear polyubiquitination
Cellular component (GO): LUBAC complex
Molecular function (GO): linear polyubiquitin binding; ubiquitin protein ligase activity; zinc ion binding
Source: RefSeq, a predicted model, not a curated record